Molecule: messenger RNA, 756 nt
Organism: Exophiala spinifera
Lineage: Eukaryota; Fungi; Ascomycota; Eurotiomycetes; Chaetothyriales; Herpotrichiellaceae
Exons: 3
Coding region: 1-756 (251 amino acids)
Source: RefSeq, a predicted model, not a curated record
AUGGGCCAAGGUCGCCUCGACGGUAAAGUUGCCAUAGUGACAGGAGGAGCCAGCGGUUUCGGCAAGGGAAUCGCAACCAAGUUCGUUGACGAAGGCGCCAAAGUCAUCAUCGCGGAUUUGUCGAAAGAUGCCGCCGAUGCCGUAGCAAAAGAGCUGGGAUGUCGUUCUUUGGUGGCCGAUGUAACCAAGCGAGAGCAUUGGCAAGCGCUGCUGAAGUUCUCUUUGGAUGAGUUUGGAGCCCUCGAUAUCGUGGUCAAUAAUGCUGGGACGACUUACAAGAACAAGCCGACGGUCGAAGUCACCGAUCAAGACUUUGACCUGGUCAUGGCCGUCAACGUCAAGUCGGUAUAUCUUUCAUCCAGUGUCCUCGUCCCAUACUUUCUGGAGAAGAAGCGACCCGGGGUUUUUAUCAACAUAGCCUCGACCGCCGGAAUUCGUCCACGCCCGGGACUCACAUGGUACAACGCUUCCAAAGCAGCUGUCAGUAACGCAACCAAGACCAUGGCUGUUGAGUAUGGUCCACAGAAGAUUCGAUUCAAUGCCGUUUGCCCCGUCGUUGGAAGCACGGGCUUAACUCACCUUUUCAUUGGGAAACCAGAUACAGAGGAAAACCGAGCUGGCUUCGUCUCAACAAUUCCCCUAGGACGCGGCAGCACUCCGAAGGAUGUGGCCAAUGCCUGCUGCUACCUAGCCAGCGAUGAGGCCGAGUUCAUUACCGGCGUAAACCUAGAGGUCGACGGAGGCCGAUGUGUGUAG